AUAUACCUGGACAGGUGUGUGCCACUACUUCCGGUUGAACUUGAAUAAAAGAUUUUCUCGCGAUGGCGGAGGAAGAGAUCAAGAAAAUUAAUGUAAUCACAGAUUUGUCGAAUAAAGCUCUUCAGGAGUAUGAAGGCCUGCAGAGAAAGCACGAGAAGGCAGCCAUGGAGGUCAAACGGCUGCAGGAGGAGAGAGAUGACGCCAUUCACAAGCUGAAUGAGUUCCAGAGAGUCUCCCACAUGGUCAUUGAAGAAGUCAGCACUAUUCAAGAGAACCUCGAGAUUGAGAGGACAUGUAGACAAAGUGUUGAAGCCCUGGCCUCCAAGCUGAAUCGUCAGAAUCGCUCUCUGAAGAGGAAGAGCAUGCUGCUGCUCUCCCACCUCGGCCCAGAGACCAUUGCUGAGAUUAACCUUGAGGAUGAAGAUGAGGAGGAGGAGGAUCAACAUGCAGCCAGCAAGGUCUGCCUCUCGGCUCAGUGCCAGUCCACAAUCUCAGAGCUGCAAAAAAAGUUGGAAUUGGCACUGGAGGAGAAAAAGCAAGCAGCCACUGAGCUUAAUGCAAUAAGAGAGCAGCUGAGAGAAACCAGGGAAGAACUGCUGAAAGAGAAACAUGAUAACACUGCUUUAAUCGCUGAGACGAUGCAACAAAAGAAGCUCUUGGGGAAAUAUAACAGAGUGUCACAGUUUGCUGUGCAGGAGUACGAGGACUUACAGGAGAAUCUGAAUCUGGAAAGGGACCUGAGGGCAGAGGCAGAAAACUUUGCCAGAGAUAUGUUGGUAGAGCAGGAGAAGCUUAAGAGACAGAGUCAGAUCCUGAUUGAGAGCUCCUCACCCAGCCAGGCCCUGCAGGAGGCCCUCAGCCAGAUUACCAGCCUCACUGACAACAUGGAGACACAACGGCUGGAGCAUCAGCACCAGAUAAAGCAGAUGGAGGAGAGGCUGAGGAGCAGCAAGGCUGAGAAGGAGUUGAUGGCAUUGAGGUGCAAACUUGAACUUGUGGAAGAGGAGAAGAGGGAGUACAGCGAGAAGUGUUCCAAGAUUGAGGUGGAGGUCAAGGAUCUGCGGCAUACUGUUGAGGAACUCCAGAAGAAGCUCCAGGCAGCAACCAAUCCACCCCCUGCCCCAACGCCACCACCCCCGCCACCUCCUCCACCUCCUCCAGUCCCGGCACCCACCUCCAACCCUCUCAGCUCCCUCUUGUCUUUGAUCCGGAAGAGAAGAGACAUCGACACUGAGAUCCCACUAGUGGUCCAGGAUUCAGCCAAGAAACCAGAGGUGGAUAUUAAGCAGCAGGCAGUAGAUGAAAUGAUGCAGAGGAUCAAGAGAGGGGUUCAACUUCGACCCGUUAGCCAGACGCCUCAUAGAAGAAGACGGAUGGAGACGCCGUCCUCUAGUUCUGCCAUUCAGGAACUUAAAGGAAUCAUGGAGAAUUUCAAUCGGUCCCCCCCCAAGCAGAGGGAGCGGUCCCCGGCCGCAGACAGGGAUGGAGAGCUGCAGAGGAUCCUGCUGAAACGACGGGGUGCACUGGAAAGCCAACAGCACACCACCAGUCCUCACUCCAUCCCCUCCCCUGCAGUGUGACGGAUGCCACCGGGCCGAGGCUGGCCAAGACCAACACCCACCUAUACAGAUCGUGUGCCGGUGAUUUGUGAUCACAUGACAAUUCAAGAUUAAUUUAUUGCAUUUCAUUCUAUUGCACAUAUAGCACAACCCAUUCUAAUAAUUACAUGUAUUAA
Molecule: messenger RNA, 1735 nt
Organism: Myripristis murdjan (pinecone soldierfish)
Lineage: Eukaryota; Metazoa; Chordata; Actinopteri; Holocentriformes; Holocentridae
Gene: shtn1
Product: shootin 1
Exons: 16
Coding region: 63-1580 (505 amino acids)
Biological process (GO): positive regulation of neuron migration; neuron projection morphogenesis
Cellular component (GO): axonal growth cone; cytoplasm; cell leading edge
Molecular function (GO): actin binding
Source: RefSeq, a predicted model, not a curated record